CUCCUCCCGCUCUGGAUAGAGUAACUCUCAGCAAAAAGGCUGCAAACGUUGUCUUUCCUCAAGGCACCAAAAAAAAAACACGUGGAUGUGACGCUUCAUCAUCACCGAAACGAUACGGUGCAUUUCUGGAACAUAAAAAGAGGCAAGAGGGAGAACAGAAAUAUUUGCUUUUUUAUUUAUAUUUUUUUUUAACUCACAUUUGUGUGAAAUACAUUGGUUCGUGUGUCCUCAAGGAUGUGAUGGGCAGUGACGCCAGUAAAAACAGUAAGAGAGGGGGAUCAACUGCCCCGCGUCGUCUCAGUCUUGGUUUCCUCUCAAACAUGGGGGUCUCCAUCGCUCACAGACUUGGACACUCUGCUGUAUUCUCUCUCCCGGCGGGAGAGGAUGACAGCCUGUCCGUCCCCAGCGUCCUGCUGCCCCCUGAGGCGUCCGACACUGAGAGGACUCCUCCACCUUUCAUCUCUGUCUUCCUUCCUGAAUUCCCACACCGUCAAUUUCCUGGACAAGACCAUUUCCAGAUCCUGGGCUUCAUCGCUAAAGGUUCAUACGGACCCAUCAUGAAAGUGAAGGACAUUCUCGAUGAGAAGACCUAUGCUGUGAAGGUUUUACCAAAGUCAGAGAUCUUUAAUCGAGGAGUGCUGGAGCAGUCAAAAGAGGAAGUAAGCAUUCAGCGGCAGCUCAAACACCCAUUUAUCCACAAUCUGCAGGACUGCUGGCAGACGCAGCGCAACCUCUUCAUUAUGUGCGACUACUGCGGCGCUGGAGACUUGUACACUUACUGGUUACUGAAGCGCCAGUUUGGGGAGGAUGAGGUCCGGCUCUUUGCUGCGGAGCUGGGCAGUGCGCUGGGAUUCCUACAUGACUUGGGUAUCAUGCAUAGAGAUAUAAAGAUGGAGAACAUUCUUCUAAGUGAUCAAGGUCACCUUCGUCUGUCUGAUUUUGGACUCUCACGUCGCCUGAAACGAGGAGGACGAGCAUUUACAAUAUGUGGGACGCUUCAAUACAUGGCUCCUGAAGUUUUAAGUGGGGGUCCAUACAACCACGCCGCUGACUGGUGGUCUCUUGGCAUUAUGUUGUUCUCGCUGGUGACAGGAGAGUUUCCAGUACGUGCAGAGCCAGACCACAGCGCCAUGCUGAAGAAGGUCAGAGGAUUUCCUUAUGUCCUUCCCGACACCUUUAACUCUGCUCUGGUCAUACUGCUCACCGAGCUUCUGAGCAAGAAUCCGGUGAACCGCCUCCGUAACCUGGAGGGUUUCAAGACUCAGCCCUUCUUUCGCGGCACUUCAUUCGACUCUCACAUCCUCCAAAAGACCCCUGUUGAGUUCAUCCUUAAGCUCAGGACUCAUCCUGAUUUGGCAGCCAAAGCAAGGAGAGGCCUCUCUUUGGACUACUUUGGUAACUUUGACUGUGAUAAAAUCCUUUAUUCUCCUUUAAGUCCCACUGAGUCUCCUACUUUGGCCAACAUGGACCCGAGAGCAGCCACAGAGCAGACUAUUCAGAUAUAAGACUGGACUUUCAGUGCCUUAUUACUGUGCAGAGCAAUAUGCUUAAGGAGCAGCAGCCAGAGAGAGUUGAUGUACUUCUUUUUUUUUUACCCUGGUUCUUGCCCCUCAGGCUAUCGCCCUACCUCAUUGCUGACGGUUUUUGUGGCUGGAUGCUGUCUACACCUUCAGAAACUAAUCAGGUCUGCAGAAGUUUCUGCAAACAACACGGGUCAGGUCAAAAACAUAAUUCAAUAUUUAUUUUUAAUUCACUGUUAAUAUUGUCCUAACGAUUGUCUACAGCUGAUCAUAAGUCAAAAUUAAUUUAAUAAACAGUGAUACUAUGUAAUGAAGAUGCAAAUAGAAGAAUAAUAGUAUCGGGUAUGGAGGACACAAAAUUAUUUUAGGGAUAGUUACAAUACAAAGGUUUACAUAGGAUUUUAAAUAGGAUUUGCUAUUUACUACUACCAUUGGUAUGGGAGGCUCAGUAACCAAUGUUAGUGUAAAUUGUUAUUUGCAAGAUUGAUUUAAAUAUUAAAUGCCUUUAUUUGCUUCGGAAACCAAACUACGCCCUAGUUUCUCUGAUAAACGUUUCCUAUGUUGCCUGCUGUGGUCCUGCAGCCAAAUGGGUUAAUUUCAUGCUGAUUUAAUACAAUAAAACAAUUUUGUACAUUAUCUUUAAAUUGCAGUAUUGUCUUUAUUAAUAGAAUUGUAAUUCCAUUUCCAGUGGAGUAGUUUUCCAUAUUUUUGAAUAUUACCUGUGACUGUUUCAUUAUAUGAUCAAGAAAUCGUAUAAUACCAUGGCAUGUAAUUGUCCCUGUUUUACUGAAAUACCAUGAAUGUAGAG
This is a messenger RNA of Scophthalmus maximus (turbot), 2328 nucleotides long. RefSeq names its product ribosomal protein S6 kinase related a (gene rskra). Gene Ontology annotation, biological process: protein phosphorylation. Gene Ontology annotation, molecular function: protein serine/threonine kinase activity; ATP binding. The record is from RefSeq and is a predicted model, not a curated record. The transcript has 12 exons. Bases 240 to 1505 code for a protein of 421 amino acids. Lineage: Eukaryota; Metazoa; Chordata; Actinopteri; Pleuronectiformes; Scophthalmidae.